Capronia epimyces CBS 606.96 is the source of this 1566-nucleotide messenger RNA. RefSeq lists its product as uncharacterized. The record is from RefSeq and is a predicted model, not a curated record. The transcript has a single exon. The coding region runs from base 1 to 1566 and encodes 521 amino acids. Lineage: Eukaryota; Fungi; Ascomycota; Eurotiomycetes; Chaetothyriales; Herpotrichiellaceae. Gene Ontology annotation, molecular function: nucleotide binding.
AUGGGCUCACUGAGCUCUCCUCCUCCCCCUCUGCAAUUCCUUGUCAUCGGCGCCGGCUCUCGAGGCAAUGCAUAUGCCCGCGCAGUCGAAGCCGCCACCGCGGGAUCCAUUGCCGCCGUGGCAGAAACCGACCCCUUCAAACGGCAAGAGUUUGGCAAGAGAUACAUAUGGGGCCGGGAAGGGCAGCCCGCGGACCAUCAGUCGUUUGCGGGCUGGGAAGAGUGGGUUGAGUGGGAGAUUCGAAGGAGACGCAGUGCGGCGGGCCAGGCUGGAGACAUUCAGCCUCGCUACCUUCCUAUCACCGGAGUCUUCAUCUGCACCCUGGACGAGAGUCAUGCUCCCAUAAUAUACGCGAUCGCCCCCUUGAACCUUCAUAUCCUUUGUGAGAAGCCGUUGGCCCUCUCUUUGUCAGACAGCCUAUCCAUUUCUACAGCACUUUCCGGGUAUCCCUCCAAAGUGGUGUCCAUUGGACACGUACUCCGAUAUUCGCCACAUAACAUCCUCCUUCGCAAGCUCCUGACCUCUGACCAAGUCAUUGGCGAGGUUGUGUCGAUCGAGCAUACUGAACCAGUUGGCUGGUGGCAUUUCGCUCAUUCAUAUGUCCGGGGGAACUGGCGACGGUCGACGGCUGACGGGGUUGGCUCGUUGUUGACCAAAUCCUGCCACGACAUCGAUUUCAUCCUCUGGCUUCUCUGUUCGCCGAGCUCUCUCACGGGCGAUAAGCCCCAUCUGCCCUCGACCAUAUCGAGUACAGGAGCCAUUACACACUUCAGGCGUGCAAGGAAACCAAAGGCUGCAACUCCCACCACGACCAACUGUCUGUCUUGUCCUGCUGAACCCGAUUGCAUCUACUCGGCGAAGAAGAUCUACCGUGACCGAUGGCUUCGAAAAGAACAGGACACUGGCUGGCCGCUGAAGAUCGUGGUCCCGGAGAUCGAGGAUAUUGUCGCCGUCAAGGGUUGGGACGCCGCCGAGGAAAGACUCAUGCAGAAGCUCGCUGAAGACUAUGAUAAAACCACGACGUCUGAUGACACUAUUGCCAGCAGGAGCUGGUAUGGCCGCUGCGUCUAUGAAUCGGAUAACGACGUUGUCGACGACCAGACUGUCACCAUAGAAUGGGACGAGGACCCAGUCCCUGGACACGAACUAGGUCGUGGACCGAAGAGAGCCCUUUUCCACAUGACGUAUCCUACACAAUCACAAUGUGAACGUCGGGGCAGGAUCUACGGGACUUUGGGAGAAAUCACAUACGAUUCCCAUACUAUUACCGUGUAUGCCUUUGCAACUGGCGAGGUGGCCGUGCAUGACAUCCCAAAGCAAGCUCCAGAAGUUGAAAAGAGCCAUGGCGGCGGCGACUGGGGUCUUGCAGCUGCCUUUGUCCGAGCUGUUGAGCAUGUUGAGGAGGGGAACAUGAGCGUUGCGCAGGCGCAACGGGAACUUGUGGGUUGUGAUUUGAAAGAGAUCAUCUUGAGCCAUGCGGUGGUUUUUGCUGCAGAAGAGGCGCGAAGGGAGAAGAAGGUCGUCAACUGGGCCGAGUGGUGGAGCAAGAACGGGACAGACGGUUGA